AUGGCUCCCUCGAAGUCUGCCCCUGCUCCCACAAAUACAAAAUGGACUCAUGAAUUUGAUACGAUUCGAAGAGAGAAGCUUUUCAGAGACCCCCCAAAAGAUCACUCAGCAUAUCCUGCACUUACAGCUGCAGUUGCACCUCAUAUCGAGUCUUUCAAUGCACUUUUCGAGAAAGAUGGUUUAAUUGCCCAAGGUUUAUUAGAUAUUGGAUCCAAGACAUACCUCGAUGGAGAUGAUAGGUUAGGACCUAGUGGAAAGAAUAGAUUGACCGUCAGAAUCAAGGAGGUUUUUGUUGAAAAGUCUAUGUUGCCUCCAUCCAACAAAUUUUCUACCAAGAACAGAGAAAUUUUACCGGCGGAAUGCAGAGAACGACAUGUUACCUACAGAGGAAAGAUGUCGGCGCGCAUGGAGUACUCGAUUAACAAUGGGGACCCAAAAGAGUUUAUUAGAGAUCUUGGGCAAUUGCCUUUGAUGUUGAUGUCAAACAAAUGCCAUCUUCAAAACAACUCACCAGCACAGCUUGUACAGAACAAAGAAGAAUCCGAGGAGCUCGGAGGAUAUUUCGUGGUGAACGGAAUUGAGAAAAUCAUUCGUCUUCUUGUUGUGAAUCGUAGGAAUUUCCCCAUGGCCAUCAUUAGACCUUCAUUCAAAGGCAGAGGUCCAGCAUACACCGAAUUCGGUAUGCUGAUUCGAUCCGUACGACCUGAUCAAACUUCCCAGACCAAUGUUCUUCACUAUCUGAAUGAUGGAAACGUUACUUUCCGUUUCUCGUGGCGCAAGAAUGAGUUUCUGGUACCCGCCAUGAUGAUUUUGAAGGCGUUGGUGGAGACAAACGACAAAGAAAUUUUUGAAGGGCUUGUCGGCACUCCUGGUUCAAAGGGAACGGAUAACACAUUCUUGAAUGAUCGGGUGGAAUUGUUAUUACGAACCUACAAGGCCUACGGUUUGUACACAAAGAGCAAGACUCGAGCAUACUUGGGCGAGAAGUUCAGAAUCGUCCUUGGAGUCCCAGAUACCAUGUCAAAUUACGAUGUCGGAACGGAAUUUCUGCGAAAGAUUGUCCUCGUCCAUCUCGGAAAUACAAACGUUACGGAAGCGCAAGACAAGGAUAAAUUUAAGAUGCUUCUUUUUAUGACCAGAAAGUUGUAUUCUUUGGUUGCUGGGGACUGUGCUGGUGACAAUCCUGAUGCGGUCCAGAAUCAGGAGAUUUUGCUUGGAGGAUUUUUGUUCGGAAUGAUUAUCAAGGAGAGACUGGAGGAUUGGCUUCACACUAGUUUGAGAAUGGCGUUGAGGGACUAUGUUCGACGAAGCCCGGAAAACAACUUCGUAACACCAGAAUUUUUGAAAGAUUUCCCUGUCAAAAUUUGUUCAAGAACAAAUGAACAGGUUGGCGGUGCUUUAGAGUACUUCAUGUCAACUGGAAAUCUAGUCAGUCCCACGGGAUUGGAUCUUCAACAAACCUCUGGAUUUACGGUUGUUGCAGAAAAGAUUAAUUUCUUGCGAUUCAUCGCCCAUUUCCGCAUGAUUCACAGAGGUAGUUUCUUCGCCCAAUUGAAAACUACUACCGUUCCUUUACCAAAGCUCCUUUCAGAACUAGGUGUCGUUAGUACCGGCUCAUCAUCCACUGAUGAAAGUGUUGUCGUUCAAUUAGAUGGAAAGAUUAUGGGAUGGUGUUCACCCAAGCAAUCUCUCGUCAUUGCCGAUACUUUACGUUACUGGAAGGUCGAAGGGACACAUGGUGUUCCGACUAACUUGGAGAUCGGGUAUAUCCCCAAUUCUCACGGAGGACAAUACCCAGGUAUCUAUCUUUCUGCUGCGCCAGCUAGAAUGGUCAGACCAGUGAAAUAUCUAGCGCUCGAUAAAGAAGAUUUUGUUGGCCCACUUGAGCAACCUUUUAUGUCUAUUGCUGUCACCGAGCAGGAGAUUGAAGCCGGGGAACACACUCACGUCGAGUUUGACCCUACUCAUAUUCUCUCCAUCCUUGCCAACAUGACUCCUUUCUCCGAUUUCAACCAAUCGCCCAGAAACAUGUAUCAAUGUCAGAUGGGUAAACAAUCUAUGGGUACACCUGGAACUGCCAUCCGUUACAGAACCGACAACAAGGCUUAUCGUCUCCAAACCGGACAAACUCCAAUUGUUCGCGCACCACUCCAUAACGAUUAUGGUUUCGACAAUUUCCCCAAUGGAAUGAACUCGGUGGUUGCCGUCAUUUCUUACACCGGAUACGACAUGGACGAUGCUAUGAUUAUCAACAAGUCCGCGCACGAGCGCGGCUUCGGUCAUGGAACAAUCUACAAGACGAAAAAGUACGAAUUAGAAGAAGGACACAAAUCUCGGUCUGCCAGAAAUAUCAAGAAGCUCUUUGGUUUCGCUCCUGGUGGACUCGUGAAAGCUGAGUGGAAAGCAGCCAUCGAUGAGGAUGGUUUGCCGUUCAUCGGGCGCAUGGUUCAAAAUGGGGAUUUGAUUGCUGCAUGGCACACGGUUUCGAUGGAUGAGAAUGGAAAAUACGUCAAUCGAGAUGGUCAGACUCACUUCGAGAAGUACAAGGAGACUGAAAUUGCAUUCAUCGAAGAAGUAAGAUUGAUUGGAAACGAGAACGGAAUAGAGCCUUGUCAAGCUAUUUCUGUCAAACUUCGCAUUCCACGUUCUCCAGUCAUUGGAGAUAAAUUUUCAAGUCGUCACGGACAGAAGGGUGUUUGUUCGCAAAAGUGGCCAGCAGUCGAUAUGCCAUUUACGGAGUCUGGUAUUCAACCUGAUACUAUUAUCAAUCCUCACGCUUUCCCUUCUCGUAUGACUAUUGGUAUGUUCGUCGAGUCCUUGGCCGGAAAAGCAGGAGCAUUACAUGGUUUGGCGCAAGAUAGUACACCAUUCAAGUUCGAUGAGGAGCACAAGGCGGGUGAUUAUUUCGGGCAUCAAUUGAUGAAGGCUGGGUACAAUUACUACGGUAACGAACCUAUGUAUUCCGGUAUCACCGGAGAGGAGUUGCACGCCGAUAUCUACAUUGGAGUUGUCUAUUACCAACGUCUUCGUCACAUGGUAAACGAUAAAUACCAAGUCAGAACCACUGGUCCAGUUACACAACUCACCGGUCAACCAAUCAAAGGUAGAAAGAAGGGUGGUGGUAUCCGUGUGGGAGAGAUGGAACGUGAUUCUCUGUUGGCUCACGGUACAGCUUUCUUGUUACAAGACAGACUACUAAACUGUUCGGAUUACACCAAAUCAUGGAUCUGCAAGGAGUGUGGUACUUUCUUGUCGACCCAGCCUACAGUCUCAGCAUUUGCAAGCAAGAAGAAAGGAACGGGUGUGGUGAGAUGCAGAAAAUGUGCCACGAGAGCGGAAGGAAAGUUUGGUGGAGGAGAGGUAUGGGAAGAUGGAAAGGGUCAGAGGUGGGUUGGUGGUGAGGACACAACCGUUGUUGCUGUCCCAGGUGUGUUGAAGUAUUUGGAUGUUGAGUUGGCGGCUAUGGGUAUCAAGUUGAAGUAUAAUGUUGGGCCUUGA
This is a messenger RNA of Sclerotinia sclerotiorum 1980 UF-70, 3498 nucleotides long. RefSeq lists its product as hypothetical. Gene Ontology annotation, biological process: DNA-templated transcription. The record is from RefSeq and is a predicted model, not a curated record. The transcript has 3 exons. Gene Ontology annotation, molecular function: DNA-directed RNA polymerase activity; DNA binding; ribonucleoside binding. Lineage: Eukaryota; Fungi; Ascomycota; Leotiomycetes; Helotiales; Sclerotiniaceae. Gene Ontology annotation, cellular component: RNA polymerase I complex; nucleus. Bases 1 to 3498 code for a protein of 1165 amino acids.